Messenger RNA from Penicillium maclennaniae, 525 nucleotides. Its product is annotated as Extracellular exo-inulinase inuE. The record is from RefSeq and is a predicted model, not a curated record. The transcript is spliced from 2 exons. Gene Ontology annotation, molecular function: sucrose alpha-glucosidase activity. NCBI's taxonomy places the organism in Eukaryota, Fungi, Ascomycota, Eurotiomycetes, Eurotiales, Aspergillaceae. Bases 1 to 525 code for a protein of 174 amino acids. Gene Ontology annotation, biological process: sucrose catabolic process.
AUGUCGUGGGGCCAUGCGACUAGUAAAGAUCUCAGCCAUUGGGAGGAGCAGCCCAUCGCCCUUCUCGCCCGAGGUUUUCCCGACAAUAUCACCGAGAUGUUCUUCACUGGAAGUGCUGUUGCUGAUGUGAAUAACACCAGCGGGCUGGGGGCUGACGUCGCCGUAUACACUUCGUUUGUGAGUCUGAAAGAGAAUACCCAUGAACUUGCCCAGGUAAAUCUGACACUUUUUUGGAAGUACCCCAUUACGCAUACUUUACGAAGCGGGAAAUCUGUCAAAGCCAAUCAACAAUCACAGUCGCUGGUAUAUAGCCUGGACGACGGUCUGACAUGGCAAACCUACGAUUCCGCCAACCCAGUCAUCCAAACCCCCCCCCCCAAGCCGUAUGAGGACCAGUAUCAAAACUUCCGAGAUCCCUUCAUCUUCUGGCAUGAACAAACCCACAGAUGGGUUCUCGUCACUGCUCUUUCAGAGAUCCGACAAUUUGAGAGACUGGUCCGUCGUAAGCGAAUUCGGCCCUUUUAA